AUGUACAGGCUGAUGAUGGACGAGCAGCCCUUACUGGACCAGCUGGAUCAACCACUCUCAGGCCGCUGCCUGCUGGGUAGCUUGCCGCCGUCCCUCUCUUCCCUCACGUACCUGCAGCAGCUGGUGAUUGACGGGUGUGACGUGCUGGACAGCCUGCCGGAGGGACUGGGCCGCCUGACAGUGCUCCAAGUCAAGAACUGCCCGCUGCUGCACCACUUCCCCUCCCUCGUGCCCGCACCUCCUUCCACCUCCAACGCCGCACCUGGGGAAAGUUGGGCCCAUGCUACCCCUGCUGCCACUGCUGCCGCUGCGCCUGCUCCUCAUUCUGCAACACGCCCCUCAGCGGGCCUUGCUUCUUGCUCCUCCCCACUCCCAGCGCUUCACAGCCUGGAGAUUUCCAACUGCCUGAGUCUAACAAGCCUUCCAUGCGGCCUCGAUGCCCUGCCGAGGCUGGAGCGAUUCACCCUGGAUAAGUGCAGCAAGCUGGGCUUUACGGAUCUCCUCACCGCGUUCCUCUCCGCGGCCUCACAUACUGCGCCCAUCGCCCUCCCCCCCUCCGUCACCAGCGUCUCACUGCUUGACGUCUUCCAAGAAGCGCGUUACCUGCCGGACUCCUUCCUCUCCCUCUCGCGCCUCACCCAUCUCUACCUGAACCAUAUCAUCUCUCUCCACGCGCUCUUCGCCCCUCGCCCGCAUGGCGCCCAGGCCGCAACUGCCGUUGGAGAGCUGGACCCGGGCAGUGAAGGCGGCCAGGUUUACGGUUUUCCAGUCGAUCCUCAACCCGGUCAGCCGGCCAGAUUGGCGCUCCUCUCGUCUCUGCAGCACCUGGCUAUUGUGAAAUCGCGCCUGCCGUUGCUGCCGAGUAACCUCAGCGACCUCAAAAGCCUCAAAGUGCUCAUUCUUGAGAGGUGCAUUUGCAUGUCCUCCCUCCCCUCCUCUCUACCUCACCUUUCCAACCUCGAAAAACUCGUUCUGAGCACCCUUCCUAGGCUGGCGCGCCUGCUCGAGAAUCUCGGGCAGCUGAAGGCCCUGAAAGAGCUCACUGUGGAGGCGUGCGAUGCUUUGGUGGGGCUGCCAGCGUCCAUCGGCCUCCUCUCCUCCCUCGUCCUCCUCUCCGUCAUUGAAUGCGACAAGUUCUCCUCUCUCCCCGACUCCAUCGGCUCUCUCCCCCGCCUCGCCUCCCUCAAACUCAACUGCUGCUUCCGCCUGCGCCGCCUGCCAGAGUCCAUCUCUCGCCUUCCCGCCCUUGUGAUCCUCUCACUGGAAGACUGUGAGGGGCUGCGGGCGCUACCGGAGGGGUUGGCUGGUGUGGGAACGUUGAGGGAGGUGAUCAUAGGAGGGUGUGGCAGGCUCAAGAGUUUGCCACAGUCGCUGCUGGAUAGGCAGCAUGUGAUCGACCUGCAGGGCAUUAACUGA
Molecule: messenger RNA, 1416 nt
Organism: Closterium sp. Yama58-4
Lineage: Eukaryota; Viridiplantae; Streptophyta; Zygnematophyceae; Desmidiales; Closteriaceae
Source: the annotation of a GenBank genome assembly